Molecule: messenger RNA, 252 nt
Organism: Thermothielavioides terrestris NRRL 8126
Lineage: Eukaryota; Fungi; Ascomycota; Sordariomycetes; Sordariales; Chaetomiaceae
Exons: 1
Source: RefSeq, a predicted model, not a curated record
GUAUACGCCUAUAUCAACGACAUUAUUAUCGCUAGCAAAGAUAUAGAGGAGUAUCUUAAGUACAUUAAGACGGUUUUCGAUAUCUUAGACAAGGUAUAUAUUUACAUUUCUAUAGAAAAGUCCUUUGUAGCCUACCUGUCAAUAAGACUCCUUAGUUAUAUAGUCAAUGGCGAAGGAGUGGCUAAGACGGACAAUAGAAUCACUAUAUUUAAGAAGCUCAAGUUCUCUAAUACCCUAGAAGCCUUAGAGUAG